Molecule: messenger RNA, 1032 nt
Organism: Closterium sp. Naga37s-1
Lineage: Eukaryota; Viridiplantae; Streptophyta; Zygnematophyceae; Desmidiales; Closteriaceae
Source: the annotation of a GenBank genome assembly
AUGGGCGCACAGCUCUCCCCCGUGACCAUGUACUGGCGCGCUCUCGCGAUGGCGCUGAUGCUGGCGGGGACGGCGGGGGUGGGGAUUUGGGGGGUCUGGGUGCGCGGAGGAGCGGGAGUUAUGCCCCAAGGAGGGGAGUAUGCUGGAGAGGUACAGGUGGGGUUGAGGCAGCAGGUGGUGCGUCGGACGUUGCGAGCGGAGCAGAAAGGGGAAGAGAAAGGAGAAGGGGAGAGAAGGGAGCAGCAGAGAAGUGAUGAUGACGGUGUGGAAGGGUGGAAGAAUAGCAGCGCCGGGACAGAGGGUGCUGUUGCUGACAACGAUGGAGUCACUUUCCUGUUCGGCUCAUCUUCCUCGUAUGCUGCUGCUGCUGCUGCUGCCAACGAUGCUGCUGCUGCUGCUGCCGCUGCUGCUGACGAUGCUUCUGCUGGCAAUAUUUCUGCUGGCAACGAUGAAGACAACACACGCGAGGCAGCAGCAACAGCAGCAGCAGCAGCGAUCGGCAGCACCGGCGGUCCUGAUCAUGCCAUACAUCGGGCGCUGGCAUCGGGUAGUGCGGUUGAGGCAGCAUCACCGUCAACCCCACUGCCGUCAACGCUACCAUCUCCCUCUCUGGGACGCCCGUGGCAGCAAGCCAAUAGCCUCCCACCAGAGUGCAGGGACGGCAGUGCAAAUGAAGCAGUGACGGCGAAGUCAGUGCGCCAUGACUAUCGCUUCCCAACCUCCUCAUCCCAGCUCUCCCUGUACCCUUACGAGGUGACUCUGACCAACACGUGUGGGCAGCGUGCCAUCGCCGCCAUGGGCAUCAGCUUGACAGGGCUGCGCCUGCGCUCCUACAUCCUCCUGCCACGCCUCGUGGUCACAGAGCCUGACUCCCUCAGUGUCGUCACAAACUUCAAGGUACUACCUCCACUGGGAGCACCUGACAGUGCGGUGGUCAUCCCACCGGGGGGGUCCCUCAAGUUCAACUGCACUGUCGUGCUCGACGUCAUCUAUGCGCUCACUGUUCACGACGCCUCAUUUUCUCCCUUGUAG